Molecule: messenger RNA, 1949 nt
Organism: Lepisosteus oculatus (spotted gar)
Lineage: Eukaryota; Metazoa; Chordata; Actinopteri; Semionotiformes; Lepisosteidae
Product: dTDP-D-glucose 4,6-dehydratase
Biological process (GO): nucleotide-sugar metabolic process
Molecular function (GO): dTDP-glucose 4,6-dehydratase activity
Source: RefSeq, a predicted model, not a curated record
AGUUUGUUUUACGACGUGCCGCAAAGCCCUUUGAGUAUGUAAAUAUAGAAAAUGUAGCGGUGAUAUAAUUUUUUAGGUCUAGUUUUAAGACCUAAAACUAGGAUACGAGAGUGCCUUUGUUUAACCGAGUUGUGUAUGACAAGCCAUCUGUUGUGAAAAAUUGUUUUACAACUGUUUAAAGAAAUGUAUUGAUUUAGCAGGACUAAGGCCAGGGAACUCUUCUGUUAAAAUGUCUGUAGCUAAACGUCUGCAUCAGAAACACGAAUUCUCGGGAUUUAAAAAAACUGUGCUGGUAACUGGAGGAGCGGGUUUUAUUGCAUCACACGUAGUUAUCUCCCUUGUUGAAAAAUACAACGAUUGGCUAAUCAUCAACUUAGACAAGCUAGAUUACUGUGCAAGCUUAAAGAACCUUACUUGUGUGGAGCAGAGACCAAAUUACAGAUUCAUCCAGAGUGACAUUUGCGAUUCAUACUUGAUAAACCGCUUGUUUGAGACAGAAAAGAUUGAUAUUGUCCUUCAUUUUGCAGCCCAAACACAUGUGGAUCAUUCAUUUUGGCUUUCCUCUAAAUUUUCACGUGUAAACGUUUAUGGUACUUACGUGCUUGUGAAUGCUGCACGUGAAGCUGGAGUUGAGAAAUUUAUCUACGCCAGCACGGAUGAAGUUUAUGGAGACAGCCUUGAUGAGGAGUUCGAUGAGUCAUCCCCAAGAAGACCAACAAAUCCGUAUGCAGCAACAAAGGCAGCAGCUGAACAAAUAGCAUUGUCACACUGGAAAAAAUACAAGUUCCCAGUUAUAGUUACCCGGUGCAGUAAUGUUUAUGGACCUCAUCAGUAUCCAGAAAAGGUCAUUCCAAGAUUUAUAUCCCUUCUGCAAAGCGACAGAAAAUGCUUUGUCCAUGGCUCGGGUCGACAAGCACGCAACUUUCUGUAUUCUGCUGACGUCACUGAGGCGUUUCUGACGGUUUUGGAGAAGGGGGAUCCUGGGGAGAUUUACAACAUAGGGACCAAAUUUGAGGUGUCAGUUAUCCAGCUCGCCAGAGAAUUGAUUAGUCUGGUAAAAAACAUCUCUAAAGAUUCAGAAAUUGAUGACUGGCUCGAUUUUGUGAGUGACAGGCCUUAUAAUGACUUGAGAUACCCAAUGAAUUCAGAGAAGCUGGAAAGGCUUGGUUGGAGACCAAAGGUUUCCUGGCAGGAGGGGAUAAAAAAAACAAUUGACUGGUACAGCAAGAACCUUCACAACUGGCCAAAUUCAGAAAACGCUCUGGAGCAUUUCCCACCGCUUUGUAUUAAAAGCUAAAAUAUCAAGAUGGAUUCAGAGAAAAAUCUGAAAAGUCUUUAACAUGAGAUCUGAAGCUAGACCUUGACAUUGUAACAUUUGUGUAACAUUUUGAUGAUCUUUUGUAUGGCAUUUAAAGUUAAAGAACAAACAUCUUAUAGAUUAUCAGUUUUAUAUUUGUAUUUAUUACAUACUAUAUAUUGUACAUACAAAUGUUUUCUUAUACAGAGAUCUAUAUUAAGAUAUUUAUGUGCUGUACUGUGCUACAGCUUGAGCAACUAUUAUGGGAGUUUUUAGAUUGACUGUAUCCAUGUAAUUAUGUAUAAAUGGUCAAAGAUAGUCAUAUUCUGUAAUAAGUCUACAUCUUUGUACUGUAUAUUGAAAGUUAAUUUUUGAAUACAUUAUGCUGUUAUUUUGUUUGUUGCUCAGUUUUCUAAGCUCCUUCUGUAGUUUUUCUACUGAUUUGACUCGUUCAAGUGUUUGCUUGUAGCAUCAUGUUAUGAUCCAUUAUUUUUCCUAUCCUUGAUUCUAAUCUUAUUUGUAUGUGAACUACAGUUUUCUUAGAUCAUCUCCAUGUUUUCUGAGAAAGACGUUCACUUAACUGUACUGCGCUAACUGUAAACAUUCUUAAAUCAAUCUAUUUUUAUGAGUAAAAGUGUUAUUUUGCAUCUUC